ACACCAAAAAGCAUAACCAAUCUGUGAAAUGCGGGAAUGUGAAGUUAAUACAAAAAUCAUGCUCAAGAAAUCCCUUUCUUCUGGCAUUGUUACUUCCUUUGUUAACAAGCUUGGAACCGGCCAAUCUACUAUAAACUCAAAUCUGAUAACUUUUGGUGGGAUGAAUUCCAUCUCGGUUCAUAACUUCCCGUUCUUAACAUGGCUUCUCGUCUGCGUGCUUCUGACAAUGGAACAGCAACAAAGGUGAAGCUAUUUGGCCGUGGCCAAAGGUCAAUUCAUGAUGCUCUAGGAGGUGGCAAAGCUGCUGAUUUGUUGUUAUGGAGGAAGAAAAGAGUUGCAGGUGCCGUUCUAGCUGGAGUUGCAGUUGUGUGGUAUCUGUUUGAGGUUGUUGAAUACAACUUCAUAACUCUGCUCUGCCAUGUCUUGAUCACUUCAAUGUUAGCAUUGUUCAUUUGGUCUACAGCGGCAAACUUCUUCCAAUGGACUCCUCCAAACAUUCCCAAAACCGUAUUGAAAGAGUCCACAUUUACAGAAGUUGCUUCAACCUUCCACUCAAAAUUUAACCAGAUUUUAUCCGAACUUCUUCGUGUAGCCUGUGGAAAUGAACCAAAGCUCUUCUUUCUGGGAUUGAUUUCUCUCUGGAUCCUCGGAGUAAUAGGGAAUUAUAUAAGCACCUUGAACCUCCUGUUUUUCAGCAUACUCUGUGCGGAAACCCUACCAUUCCUCUACGAGCAAUACGAGGAAGAAGCAGAUAAUCUUGCUGGUAAACUGUACAAACAGAUGAGGAGCACAUAUAGGAAAGUUGAAGCUGAUGUUCUUGCAAAAAUACCUAGAGGACCAGUGAAGGAGAAAAAGGAGACCUAGUAUGGGAAGACACAAUUUGAGUGAAUUUUCCAACUGUUCUCCAAUUGGAGUUCCACAUCACCACAAAGCGAAGUGUACAUAAUUGGUUUAUGUAUUGCGUCCAUGAAAGUUAUUUGCUGAGACGGACCAACAUACAAUAUAAUGACAUGCAAUACAAGCAUGCCAAAACCAUAAGUAUUACUGUGUUAUAAGGCUUUUAGUUGCAGAAGAUAGAAUGUUUAUCAAUUCACAAAAGGGUGCAAGAAAAUAUCUUUUCAAAUUGGCAUAGAAGAUUUUGCGUAAUGUUUGAUGAAUUAAGACCUGGUGCAAUUUUCAA
This is a messenger RNA of Coffea eugenioides, 1180 nucleotides long. Its product is annotated as reticulon-like protein B9. The record is from RefSeq and is a predicted model, not a curated record. The transcript has 5 exons. NCBI's taxonomy places the organism in Eukaryota, Viridiplantae, Streptophyta, Magnoliopsida, Gentianales, Rubiaceae. Bases 199 to 864 code for a protein of 221 amino acids.